Messenger RNA from Podarcis lilfordi (Lilford's wall lizard), 6398 nucleotides. NCBI's taxonomy places the organism in Eukaryota, Metazoa, Chordata, Lepidosauria, Squamata, Lacertidae. The record is from the annotation of a GenBank genome assembly.
CUUCCGUCCGCUCCUUUCCCUCCACAUCCGCCUCUCCCAUGAUGGCGGCGAGCACAACUACGGAGGAGCCGCUUCGGCUGUCGGAGCUGCUGGAGUCCGGCUGGCGACUGCUGGAGGAGGUGGAGGAUGGCAGCGCCGCGGAACCUUCGUCGGGGGCGCCCGCUGUGCAGCGGAAGGUGCAGCGCGGGAUCGGCCUCCUGGAACGCGCCGCCAGCGCCGUCGCCGAGCUCCAGCUCUUCAGGUGCCGUAGAGCAUGUGCAGAGGGCGCCACAUGUAUACCCCAUGGGGGGGGGCUGUCCAUGGCUCACAGUCUACCUCGGGAUGGCAGCGCCUGCCCGAUGACCUUUAGAAACCGGCAGUGCUGCAGUCCAAUCUUCAGCUUGUGGCUCCAGAGGCACUCUGCAUCUGCCCAGAGGCACCUUCAGCUCCUCGCCGCCACAAGCUUUUGCUUGGGCUGGAUCUCACCCCUUCACAAUAGAAGAGGGAGGUGCCCACCCCCACCAUGCAUUCUCUGCUCAGAUCCUGACAUUUCAUAGGCAGUUUUUCCCAAUUUAUGGAAUAAAAGCUGUUUGAUUUGGUUCUUCUAUUGCUUUUCCCUGUUUUUAAAAUAGUUCAGCAAAUAGUGCAUGAGAUUCUUAGCAUUGGGCAAAAGACUCCUAUGUUGCCCUGGGUUGGACAAGUUGACCCUCAUGGUCCCUUCCAACUCUACAGUUAUAUAAUUCUAAGAGCGUGGUUGCUGGAUCAGGCCAAUCGCCCAUCUAGUUCUGCAUCUUGUUCUCACAGUGGCCCACAGGGGCAAAACUAGGAUUUAUUUUGCCCAGGUCAAAGACCCAGUUUGGCACCCCCACACGCAUUUGUGUACACACACACAGAGGCUGGGAGCCUCAAUGGCCGCCCAGCGUAGGCUUCACUGAGGGCUACCUAAGCCAUUGUGACUAUUAGCCAUUCAUAGCCCUCUCCUCUUCCAUGAACCUGUCCUCUUGUAAAGCCAUCUGUGUUCCGCUGUGGUAGGGAACUCCACAAAUUAGCUAUGUGCUGUGUGAAGAAGGACUUUGAAAAAAUUGUCUAUGCAUUCUAGUGUUAUGAGAGAAGUGAAGUUACAGGGAACCAGACAGAGGGCCUUCUCGGUAGUGGCGCCCACCCUGUGGAACACCCUCCUUUCAGAUGUGAAGGAAAUAAGCAGCUAUCCUAUCUUUAAAAUACAUCCGAAGGCAGCCCUGUUUAGUGAAGUUUUUAAUAUUUAAUGCUGUACUGUUUUUAACACUUGAUUGGGAGCCGCCCAGAGUGGCUGGGGAAACUCAGCCAGAUGGGUGGGGUAUAAAUAAUAAAUUAUUAUUAUUAUUAUUAUUAUUAUUAUUAUUAGAGAGGGAGGGAAACUGGUGGUGGACUCCCCUCCAUUGGAGGUUUUUUCUGCAGAGCUUGGCCAGAUUCUCUAGCUCUAAUUCCAGCAUUGCAGCGGGGCUGGACUAGAUGGCCCUUGGGGCAUCUCUUCCAACUCUAUGAUUUUUACUCUGCUCUCUCCUUUCAGCCACAACGAAGAGCUGGAGGAGAUCUCCUCAGCUGAUCUGAAGUUCAUGCUGGUCCCUGCUCUGUUGGCGGCCCUCAUCUUGAAGCAGGUCAACCCCAGCAAGCGCCUGGAGCAUGUACAGAGGGCCCGUGCUGGCUUCAUGGACUUCCUGAAGGUCUGCAAAGACUAUGGGAUUGGGCGCUUCCAACUCCCACGGGAGGUGGAGGUGGAGAGCGGGGAUGAAAGUGAGUCCUCCGGUAGCAACAUCAACUCCGUUCUGGGGACUGAUCAGCAGACGGCUAUCCUUGCCAUGGCAUCCAACAGGCAGGCGAAGAUCGAAAGGUGAGUGGGGAGGCCUUCCUGGAUAAUGGGUGGCAAAUGUCAGUUUCAUUUUGAUUUUAAAUAUUUUCAGUUACUAUGAUACCUUUUUGGUAAUAUUUAAAUUCUAGUAUGUUUCAGAAUAAACAAUAAUUAAAUUAAGCCAGAAAUAAAACAAUAAUUUCAUUGGAAAAACCAUUAUUAUAAAAUAAUACAGUGGGUUGAAUACCUAAACUUAAGACAGCAGUUUAGAAAACAAGCUCAAAGAAGCUGUUUUGUAAAACAGGGAAAGCAAAGUGCUCAAAUUUAAAAUAGACAGGAACAUAAAUGUUUUUCAAAGCCUUAUCCCUUGAAUCCUGGAAGACACCUCAGGGAUCAUCCGGUCCAGCCCCCAGCAAAGCAGGAAUCCUUGACAAAUGCCUAUCCAACCUAUCUUUAGAGUUAGAAGGGACCCCUGAGAGUCAUCUAGGCCAACCCCUCCAUGUCCUUUCCCCAAACAGAUAUAAGCAGAAGAAGGAGCUCGAGAACCAGCUGGCCACCCUGAAGCCCUUCAUCGACGGUGGCCAGGCAGAGGAGGAGCAGAUCCGGGAGUUCUACUUGCUCCAGAUCAAGAAGUGGAUUAGCACAAGCCUGGAGGAAAUCGAGAGCAUUGAUCAGGAAGUCGCUAUCCUCAUUCGGCGGGAUGCCUUGAAGCAGGUAGGGUGGUGGGACAUGGGGAGGGGACCGCCCUCUCUGCCUUUGUGGGGCCUGAAAGCACUUCAGGCUUUGCAGUGGGUUGGACUAGAUGCCCCUUGGGAUCUGUUCCUGCUCUUCAAUUAUAUGGUUCUACAAUGGGGAGAUAGCAUCUGAGUGGUCCCCUGUGGUUGUGGUGACCCCUUACAUGUGAAAAACAGGGGAGCCCUCUAUCAGAAUGCCACUCCCCACCCCACAGAGGUGCUACAGAGGCCCUGGAGCAGCCUGGGCUCCCCAGAUGUCCUUUGACCACACCCAUGAAGACAUAAGAAGAGCCCUGCUGGAUCAGGCCAGGGGCCCAUCUUGCCCAGCAUCCCAUCACAGCGGCCACCCAGAUGUCUGCUACGGGAAGCCUGCAAGCAGGACACACACACAAGAGAAGAAGAACCUGGAUCAGGCCAAUGGCCCAUCUAGUCCAGCCUCCUCUUCUCACAGGGGCCAACUAGGUGCCCCAAAGGGAACCCAUGCAAACAGACUCAGAGCACAAGAGUAGCAUUGCAGCCUCUGAAUGUGCAGGCAGGGCAGAGCCAUUGUGGCUCUUAGCCAUCGACAGCCCUCUCCUCCGUGAAUUUCCCUAAUCCUGUUCUAAAGAUUGGUGGCCAUCGCUGCCUCCUAUGGAAGCGAGUUCCACAGUUUAACUUUGCGCUGAAUACCAGUUGCUGGAAGCUGCAGGAGGGGAGAGUUCUGUAAUGCUUGUGUCCUGCUUGCCGGCUUCCCUUUGGCACCUGGUUGGCUGGGUGAGAUGGCCAGCUCCUCUUACAGGGCCCUGUGUACAGAACAGCCCCCUCUUCCAGAUCCGGCCAGAGGCAGGGCAGGACAGAUAGUUGAAUGUUGCAGCUUUGGUAAAUUGUAUGUAGGAACAUAGGAAGCUGCCUUAUACUGAGUCAGACCCUUGCUCCAUUCAACUCAGUACCACCAACACUGACUGGCAGCAGUGGCUUCCAGCCCUACCUGCAGAUGGCGAUGGGACUGAACCCAGGACCUUUUGCUUGCAAGGCAAAUUCUCCACCACUGACCUAUGGUCCUUCCCCACUUGGGAGAAUCUGAGGUGACCUGUGGGCAGCAGAAUCCGUCACCUGUCACUGGGUGGGUGUCAUGGGGUGGGGCCCUUCAGUUGGCUGUGGAGGGUAGAAUGUGUCUUUUGGAUUGUGUGCUGAAAUGUGUUUUUUAUCUUCUCUAGGGUACAGGGACGCAGCCUCCACGCCCGCUUGGGCCUCCGUUGAAGCCCUUCAUCCUGACCCGGGAUACUGCCCAGGCAAAGUAUGGGUGCUCUGCUCUUUUCAGGGGGGGCAUUCGGGGGGGCUGGCUCCUUCCAGGUGUGUGAUGCUGGUUACGAUUCCUGCAUCGCAGGGGGUUGGACUGGAUGACACUUGGGGCCCCCUCCAGCUCUACGAUUCUGCAGAGGUGGGGAACCUAUGAGGAUGGUCCGUUCUCAGAGGCUGAUGGACCCAAUGGGUUUCCAGAUGGCUCUGGGGGGUUUUUCCAGCUAACCUCUAGAUUAGAUUGAUGCAAUGCAUUCUACAUAGGGCUGCCUCUGAAGACAGUUCAGAAACUUCAACUGGUGCAGAACUUGGCGGCCAGGUUGCUCACCAGGGCAAGACGAUUUGAGCAUAAUGCACCGAUCCUGGCCUGAUUGCACUGGCUGCCCAUUAGCGUCCGGGCCCAAUUCAAAGUGCUGGUUUUGACUUAUAAAGCCUUAAAUGCCUUGGGACCACAGUACUUCAAGGACCAUCUCUCUCCAGAGGAACCUACUUGCACCCUCCAGUCACCAUUUGAGGCCCUUCUUUGUGUGCCUCAUGUGGCAACAUGAAAACAGGCCUUUUCUACAGUGGCUCCCCGUUUGUGGAGGUUCGCCUGGUGUCUUCAUUAUAUACCUUUAAGUGCUAGGUGACAUCCAAUGCCCUUUUAAAUGUGUUGUUGUGGUGGGGGGUUGGUUUGCUUUUGUUAUUGUUUUAAUUAUGUAUUUUGUGUUUGUUUAUAUUGUAAUUUUAUGUAUGUUUGUGUUGUGAACCACUCUGCACUCUACAGAUGAAGGGCGGUAUACAAAUUUUAAUAAUAAUAAACAUAAUAAUAAACAACUGAUUCUAUGAAUAAUGGUGAUGAUGUUGGCAAUAACAAAAACAACCACAAUCUUCCUUCACUGAAUAUUUUUAAGUGAAACUUGGAUGACUGCCUUUCAUGUAUUCUUGAACUGUGAUUCAUGCAUUGACUCUCAGGGACACCUUCCAACUCUACAGUUCUGUGAUUCUGUAAGUGACAAAUAUGUAUCCAGGAGUACCCUGUAGCUCUACACUUGUUCCUUCAGAGUACCAUCCUAGACCUGUCUCCCAAACAUGGGAACCCCGCAGCCGAAGAGACUCCCAUCUUGCUAGGACUAGAGCACAGCUCUGCUCCACCACUGUGCUGAAUGGUUAAAUGAUAAAAAUGUUCAUUCCUUUCUUACAGGGUGUUUGGCGCUGGCUACCCAAGCCUGGCGACAAUGACAGUGGAUGACUGGUAUGAGCAGCAUCGAAAGCAAGGAGCCCUUCCUGAUCAGGGCAUAUCACAAGCAGCCUCAGGUAUUUAUCUGGGUCAGGGGUGUUGGGGAUGGAUGCAUCUUGUAAUGGUGAGAGACUAGGGCCCGGGAGAGACAGGGUUCAAAUCCCCACUUGGCUGUGAAGCUCCCUGGGUGUGACCGUGGGGACCAGUCACUGCUUCUCAGUAUCACCUACCUCGCAGGGUUGUUGUGGGGAUGAAAUGCAGAUGGAGAGAGAACUGUGUAUGCCACCUUGAGAUCCUGGAAGAACAGAGGUGGGACAGAAUUGCGAUAAAUAAGUUGUGUCUAUGAGCAGCAUAGACUGGGAAUCUCCCACUCUGAAUAGCUUUGUUUUAUUUGUUUAUUGAUUGAUUGAUUGAUUGAUUGAUUCGAUUUGAUAAAAAUAUAAGAUAAAAGCACAUAUAAAUAGUUACAACAGAAACAACAAAAUAAUGCCCCCCCUUCCCACAAACACAUUUAAAAGGCUGAAGAACAUUAAUUAGCCAAAGCCCUGAUUAAUGUCUCCCGCACAAUGCCUUCCAGCAGCAGCAGAUAACAGUAGGCUGAGGAUUUAGAAUAGUAGAAUUGGAAGGAACUCCAUGGGGUCCUCUAGUCCAACCCCCUGCGAUACAGGAAAGAAUCCCUGCGCACCCACCCUCUGUUUAAAAUCCUACAGUGUAAGAGAACUGUUGUGGUUGUUCAUGGAAUCACAGAACUGUUGGGUUGAAAAGAACCCAGAACGGUAAUAUAGCCCAACACCCUGCAAUACAGGAAUCAUAGUGCAUUCAGAGUUUUCCUCGCUACUGUGCUCUCAGUCUGGCUUUUCCCUUUUUCGGUCCUGCAGCAGCUGCAGAAAAGCAGCAGGAAGAAGAGAAGAAAGCGGAGGAGAAGGAUGACGAUGAAGCUUUGCGCAAAGCCCGGGAGUGGGAUGAGUGGAAGGAACUUCACCCCAGGGGCUACGGCAACCGCAAGAACAUGGGCUGAUCAAGUGCCUCCUCGAGAGGAGGAGCCUGUGACCCGAGUGCCCUCCACAAGAACCAGAGGAUUGAGCCCCCCACCCUGCGGACCCCUCUCUCUCCAGAGGAGAAGGUUUUCAAAAAGAGAAGGGGUUUUUUUGUUGGGGGGGCUUGUGUCAGGUUCCCCUGGCCAGGAAUCUGGAAGUAGUGAAAGCAUCUUCCCCCAGAUGGACGAUCCCUAUGGAGAAGUUGGUUAUCCCUGUUUCCUAAAGGAGUCCUCAGCAAGCUGAGUGGAUAAGCCUUAUGGAGUUAACUCGUAGUUGCUGUAACUUAUUCUUUCUGUAUUUAAAUAAAGUAACAUGAAAUGCCU